This is a messenger RNA of Myotis myotis, 1642 nucleotides long. It is a transcript of the gene WDR41, whose product is annotated as WD repeat domain 41. Bases 214 to 1593 code for a protein of 459 amino acids. Gene Ontology annotation, cellular component: lysosomal membrane. NCBI's taxonomy places the organism in Eukaryota, Metazoa, Chordata, Mammalia, Chiroptera, Vespertilionidae. The record is from RefSeq and is a predicted model, not a curated record. Gene Ontology annotation, molecular function: protein binding. The transcript has 13 exons. Gene Ontology annotation, biological process: regulation of autophagy.
CCAAGCCUCUGUGGCGGUACGGCAGCGCCUGGGGGACAAAUAUCUUCCUGUUUCUGUGGAUUCUUCUUUGCACUACUACGUUCUGUGGGCAUUUCUGGGGCGGCAAAGUGUUAGCAGCUCCAUUGCUCUCUGCUCCUGAGAAGUAGGAGGAAGUAGAGGCCAGUGCAGAGUUCGGCUGACUGUGACCUGGGCCGGGCAAGAGGCCUUACCCUGAUGUUGCGAUGGCUGAUCGGGGGAAGCCGAGAACCUCAGGGACUGGCAGAGAAAUCUGCUUUACAGACAAUAGGUGAAGAACAAACCCAGAACCCCUACACUGAACUGCUUGUACUGAAAGCUCAUCAUGAUAUUGUACGGUUUCUGGUACGGUUAGAUGACUACAGAUUUGCAUCUGCUGGUGAUGAUGGACUUGUAGUUGUGUGGAAUGCCCAGACAGGAGAAAAACUUUUGGAACUCAAUGGACACACUCAAAAGAUAACAGCUAUUAUUACAUUUCCUUCCUUGGAAGCAUGUGAAGAAAAAAAUCAGCUCAUCUUGACAGCCUCUGCUGAUAGAACAGUUAUCGUAUGGAAUUGUGAUACUGGCAGGCAAGUUCAAAAAGUGUCAUGCUUCCAGUCUACUGUAAAGUGUUUAACUGUUCUUCAGAGACUAGAUGUUUGGCUCUCUGGUGGGAAUGACCUAUGUGUGUGGAACCGAAAAUUAGAUCUCCUAUGUAAGACUAGUCACCUUUCUGAUACAGGGAUCAGUGCUUUGAUUGAAAUACCUAAGAACUGUGUUGUGGCAGCAGUUGGCAAAGAAUUGAUAAUUUUCAGGUUGGUAGCACCCAUAGAAGGAUCACUAGAAUGGGAUAUUCUUGAAGUUAAGCGCCUCCUUGAUCAUCAGGAUAAUAUUCUCUCAUUGGCUAAUAUCAAUGAUCUGAGUUUUGUGACUGGCUCCCAUGUUGGAGAGCUGAUCAUCUGGGAUACCCUGGACUGGACUAUGCAGGCCUGUGAACACAACUUCUGGGACCCAUUUCCACAGCUGGACACUCAGCAAGAAAUAAAACUGUGUCAAAAACCAAAUGACAUUUCUAUUCAUCAUUUAACAUGGGAUGAAGAGAAUGUAUUUGUCGCAGUUGGAAGGGGUUUAUACGUGUAUAACCUUCAAAUGAAGCGUGUGAUUGCCUGCCAGAAAACUGCCCAUGACUCCAGGGUCCAGCACAUUGCCAAGCUUCCAAACAGGCAGUUAAUCUCAUGCUCAGAAGAUGGCAGUGUACGCAUUUGGGAGUUACGAGAGAAACAGCAGAUUGCAGCUGAACCUGUACCAACAGGUUUUUUUAACAUGUGGGGAUUUGGAAGAGUGAACAAACAAGCCAGCCAACCUGUUAAAAAGCAACAAGAAAAUGCCACUUCAUGUUUACUGGAGCUUAUUGGAGACUUGAUUGGACACUCAUCAUCUGUAGAGAUGUUUCUAUACUUUGAAGAUCAUGGACUAGUGACAUGCUCUGCUGAUCAUCUCAUUAUUUUAUGGAAAAAUGGAGACCGAGAAUCUGGAUUGCGCAGUUUAAAAUUAUUUCAAAAAUUAGAGGAGAAUGGUGACUUGUAUCUUGCUGCCUAGUUUAAGGAAUUUAGAAUACAUGUGCAUGAACUUGAAUAUCAAAUAUAGG